GACAUUAUACUUUCUGCUGUAUUCCAUGAUUUUAGGUGUACUUUAUUAUGAUUCAUGAAGACAUGAACACUAAGCUUCCGACUUCUUUCCCUAGAUCUGUAUGCCUUUUUUAUCGGAAAUGUUUCCAUCUGGACUUCUUUCACUGGAGCAAGAUACUUCAUCAAGCACUUUAAAGCAGGGAAAGCGCAUUUACGGCUCAGUGAUAUGUGCAAAUGGUGUUCUAUUAUCGUUGAGAGUCGUGUUCUAUUAUCACUUUGAUCAUUGUCAUUCCAGUGUUAAUCGGGCUUUUAUUUGAGUUCUUGUUCAUGGAGCCAAUUCGAGCAAUUGUGGUUGAAGCCCCAGUUUUACUCUUGUGUCAGAAUUGGGCAGUGGGGUUCUUCUUCUUUAAGCUGUGGAGGACACUGGUUUUGCUGAACCAUAGGAUUGUUUUGGUGGAUGAAAGUUGGCGGAUUAAGUUUGAGAGGGUGAGAGAUAAUGGCAUCUUGAAGCUUCCAGGGUGUUGGAUGCUGCAGGAAAUAUUGAUCCCAAUUGUUAUGAAUCUGUUAGUGUCUCUCUGUCUUCUCUACGUUCUUGCAAGAGGGAUAGUUCCCUUGCUUGGGUUUUGGAUAACAGUAAACUCAACUUGGGUAGCCUAUGUGACCAUAAUUGUACUGUUUUCCUGUGCCAAAAGAUUUUCUUUUUGGAUCACCGAGCUUCACAAUUCUAUCCUAACAGACCGUUAUUCUGGUUUUGGGCUGCAAAAUUUUGGUGAAGUAGCAAUACAGUGCGAAAAUGAGAUUGAUGAGUUGGUGAGACGAUUAUCAGACUCUCGAGGAUGCCAACGUGUCGGACAGCUUAGAUUUAAUGUCAUCAAGGAAGUAUGGUAAAAACCAAAGGUAUGUUUAGCUGUUUUUCUUUUGUUUUCCUCUAGGCCAAGUUCUUUUGUUAAUAGGGGCAAUUUUAAGAGAGGAAGUGAUUUUAAUUGCCUUACACUGUGAAAUGCGAUCCACAGUGUUGCUUGUAAUUAUUCAGACGAGGUAUAAGGUUGCAGAACUAGUUUUGGAUGGAAAAUUAUGCUUAAAACAGCAGCGUUAGCUGUAUCUAUGCUUGUUUUAUGUGUUUGUCCGUCA
Messenger RNA from Papaver somniferum (opium poppy), 1109 nucleotides. Its product is annotated as probable E3 ubiquitin ligase SUD1. The record is from RefSeq and is a predicted model, not a curated record. Gene Ontology annotation, cellular component: endoplasmic reticulum membrane. The transcript is spliced from 3 exons. Bases 306 to 866 code for a protein of 186 amino acids. NCBI's taxonomy places the organism in Eukaryota, Viridiplantae, Streptophyta, Magnoliopsida, Ranunculales, Papaveraceae.